AUGUGGCGAGUGGCCAACGAGGACGGCGAGCCGAUUGACCUCCUUGAUGCGACGCGCAAGUUCAUCAUCCGCCAGCCGAACCGCAAUGAGAACUACAAGACCCGUUCGAACAUCUCCCUGGUGCACGCCUUUGACUUUGAGACGACGGACAUGUUCUUCGUCAAGUUCGGCCUCUGCGUGGAGGGGAAGAUGAUGGCGGUGGGCGACGACGACGGCGACGCCUGGCUCUGGGACCUCGGCGGGCGGGGGCCGCAGGCGAUCGUCGGCGAGGUGCUGCCGGCGCCGGCAGUUGCCGGGCCGCGCUACGGCGGCACCGUACGGCGGCCGGUGCGCGAGUGCGCCAUCAAUCGCCAGGGCACGGCGCUGGUGACGGUGAUGGAGGGCGGCUUCAUUCAGCUGUACAGCAUUGGCAAGGCGCACGGCCCCGAGGCGCCACCCCACCCCGCACUGGCGGCCGCCUUUGAGGAGCAGCAGAGGAAGGAUGCGGAGGAAGAGGCAGCCACUGCGGAGGCGAAGGCGGCGGAGCGGGCGGCGGAGGCGGCCCGCAUGGCCUCCAACGUCGCCAUGAUGAAGUACGCGCUCAGCAACGCCCCCGGAACGCCGGCCCUCUUCCGCGAGCAGGACCGUCUGGAGGAGGAGGAGGCUGCGCGAAAGGCGGCGGAGGAGAAAGCGGCUGCAAAGGCGGCGGCCAAGGCUAAGAAGGCGAAAAGGUCGAAAAAGUCGGCAAAGUCGGCAACCAAGCUCGCAGUAUCAAGCCUGGCUUUAGCUUCCGUUUCCGCCUCUACGUCAAAUGAUGACCAAAGUGAGGGCUCGGCAGUGUUGCGUCAAAGUGAGAAGGAGGAUAAUAAGGUUGACACGGCUGAUUCAGCUAGCGAGGAAAAGACCACCACCACGACAAACACCACCACCAGCGGUUCUUCAGCAGCGGAGAGCACUGCUGAAAAGUCGAGUGGAGAGUCGGAAAUGGCAAUGUCGCAGUCCUCAUCAGCGGAGAAUGUCCAGGAUGAGCCCAUGGAGCAAAGCUAG
This is a messenger RNA of Rhagoletis zephyria (snowberry fruit fly), 1026 nucleotides long. The record is from RefSeq and is a predicted model, not a curated record. Lineage: Eukaryota; Metazoa; Arthropoda; Insecta; Diptera; Tephritidae.